Molecule: messenger RNA, 1510 nt
Organism: Fragaria vesca subsp. vesca
Lineage: Eukaryota; Viridiplantae; Streptophyta; Magnoliopsida; Rosales; Rosaceae
Product: exosome complex component RRP41-like
Exons: 13
Coding region: 402-1127 (241 amino acids)
Biological process (GO): nuclear mRNA surveillance; poly(A)-dependent snoRNA 3'-end processing; rRNA catabolic process
Cellular component (GO): cytoplasmic exosome (RNase complex); nuclear exosome (RNase complex); nucleolus
Source: RefSeq, a predicted model, not a curated record
CCCACCAUAAUUUCUCAAAAACAUAUAACUAGGCCAUUCUUCAUAAGAAUUUUCAUAAUUUUUGGCCAAAAACAAAACCAUAGAGUAGGUGAUUGAAUGCCCAAUUUCUAAGACGGAUUUCUAUCAAUGAAGCAUUGAAAACACAGAAUGAAUCAAUUAAAUUAGAGUACCUGCAAAACAGAGCACAGAAGGCGCCGCGCGACGAGGCCUGAGAAGCGAGAACUGAAAAGGUUGCUGUGGCUGGCGCUAUUUACCGUUUUUCAAAAUUACAAAUUGGACCCUCAAUGUUUACGAAACUACAGUUGUACCCCGAGUUUUCAAAUGAGUAGCCUGCUCGUUUAGUUGAAGUGUUGGCGGCUCCAAAAAAAAUCAGGGUUGCUCUUCUCAAUCAGAUUGUCAAGAUGGAGUUCGUCAGCCCUGAAGGUCUCUGUUUAGAUGGUCGCCGUCCCAUGGAAAUGAGGCAAAUUCGUGCAGAGAUUGGUGUUGUAUCCAAAGCCGACGGUUCUGCUAUGUUUGAGAUGGGUAACACCAAAGUUAUUGCUGCUGUGUAUGGCCCUAGAGAGGUCCAAAAUAGGAGCCAACAACUGAAUGCCAAUGCAUUGGUGCGAUGUGAAUACACCAUGGCAAAUUUUAGCACUGGAGAUCGAAUGAGAAAACCAAAGGGUGAUAGGAGAUCCACAGAGAUAUCUCUAGUUAUUCGCCAAACUAUGGAAGAAUGCAUCUUGACAAACUUAAUGCCUCGGUCUCAGAUAGACAUUUUUGUGCAAGUUCUCCAAGCAGAUGGAGGAACUAGAUCUGCAUGUAUCAAUGCUGCAACCCUGGCCCUUGCAGAUGCUGGAAUUCCAAUGCGGGAUCUUGUUACUUCAUGCAGUGCUGGGUACCUUAAUAGCACACCUCUACUUGAUUUAAACUAUAUAGAAGAUAGUGCUGGAGGUGCUGAUGUCACUUUAGGAAUUAUGCCGAAGUUGGACAAAGUGACUCUUCUUCAGAUGGAUGCUAAGUUGUCGUUGGAUACUUUUGAAACUGUAAUGCAACUUGCAAUUGAAGGCUGCAAGGCAGUUGCAGAUUAUAUUAGAGAAAUAUUAUUGGAGAAUACAAAGCAAUUGGAGUAUCGUCGAGGAACAUAGUCUCAUAUCAUGGCUGGCUACUGGAUGUAGAUGGUGUACUCUACGGAAGCAAGCUUGGAGGAGGUGGAUCACACUUGGUUACUGUACUUCCCAAGUGGAGUUGUUUUGUACGAAAUUGAUUACUUUUAGUGAGGCGCUGCUGAUACUAAGCUAUGAUCUGCUAACUAAACUAUAUAUUCGUUUUUAUUCAAAAAAAAAAAAAAACUAAAUAUUCGUUUUCUGUGUGAUGUUAUUAUAUCAGUGAUGUAAUUGAAACUCUGAAGUAAUAUUACAUGAUUCUGGGCUCCUUCAUUUUCAUAAAUUUUGACAUUUCAAUGCAUCAAGGAACGCGAGUUUGAAGUAUCAUUGCCCUUUGAUAUAAAUGUUGCAAAUUUCGUUUUUUG